This is a messenger RNA of Eurytemora carolleeae, 2084 nucleotides long. Its product is annotated as BTB/POZ domain-containing protein 6. Gene Ontology annotation, biological process: neurogenesis. Gene Ontology annotation, molecular function: protein binding. The transcript is spliced from 17 exons. Bases 93 to 1667 code for a protein of 524 amino acids. Gene Ontology annotation, cellular component: cytosol; P-body. Lineage: Eukaryota; Metazoa; Arthropoda; Copepoda; Calanoida; Temoridae. The record is from RefSeq and is a predicted model, not a curated record.
CAAUCGAGGAAUUAUAGUCUCUAAAUUAUUAAGAUCUGAUUUUUUUUAAAAAGUGUUAUAAUAUCUAGCUGUGAUGCAGUAAAACUAUAUUUAUGUCCAAUGGUUCCGGGCCCAGUGGGUCCGGCCCUGCCCUUGGUAGAGACCAGGAUCAGUACAAAAUUGUUUCUCAAUAUCCUGGUUACUACCAGGGUUCAAGAUUACCAGGUGUAUCAGACCUCUCCGGGUACCCGGGGAGUAUACCAGGGUUCCGCCCUGGACCUAGAACCUCCGCCAAAUUUCCGCCAGCUUUAUACAGAAAUCCGAAUGCACCGGAUUGGCAGACAACUAAAUGCAAGGUGACCGAGCGGGGUAAACAUCUACUAGAAACCGGUUUAUGGUCGGACUGUGAGUUUAUCGUAGGACUACCUCCUAAUUUCAAGAUAUUCCAUGUGCACAAGAUGUUCCUGGCCAUGUCCUCCCCUGUGUUUGAAGCAAUGUUCUACGGAGGUUUGGCGGAGACUAAACGAGAGAUUAAAAUCUCUGAUGUUCAACCUGAUGCUUUCUCUUGUAUGCUCGAGUAUAUAUAUACUGAUGAAGUAAACCUUGCCAGUUUUGAGCUUGUUUGUGAUAUCUGCUAUGCUGCUAAGAAGUAUAUGCUCCCUGAGCUUGUUGAAGAAUGUACUAAAUUUCUCUGGAGAGAUCUCUACCCUAGGAAUGCCUGCCGUAUUUAUGAAUUUGCCAAACUUUUUGAAGAGCCCAUCCUAUUAGAGAAAAGUUUACAGAUUAUAACAAAUCAAACUAUUGAGAUAAUAAAUGAACCCUCCUGGGAGGAUGUAGAACAAUCAACUUUACAGAUUUUUCUGUCCCGAGAUACUUUAUCUGCCCCUGAAGUUUUACUAUUUGAUGCUAUAGAUAGAUGGUCAACUAAAGAGUGUGAAAGACGAGGUGUAGAAGUCUCACCGGAGAAGAAAAGAUUCGUUCUGGGAGAAGCACUGUUUCUAAUUAGGUACCUGACACUAACUGCUGCUGAGUUUGCUGCCGGUCCAGCAAGAUCUGGACUUCUUACACAACAGGAAAGUUUUGCUAUUCUAAUGAAUAUUUCUUGUCCUGGUUCCUGGGAUUUACCUAAACAUAUGAACUCAAUAACAGAGGUAAGGAAGGGUCCAAGUGUACAAGCAGCCUCUGAUCUAGAUCUAGGAACUAAACUCUGGUGUAAACGAGCAAUGAUGCAGGAGCCUCAUUGCUUGAACACUUCUAUACUGGAUUGUAGUGUCACCUUCACAGUGGAUAGAGAUGUUUGGAUCCAUGGAAUAGAAGUACCAAGUCAGGUGACUGAUAUACCUGAAGGAGUACCCCUGGAAGGAGUAGAACUCCUACAAGGGGAAGGAUAUAAUGAACUACUAUACUCCCAUCUACUAGAUGGGGAGGGAACUCGACUCACAUACACACACUUCACUGCUAAGGUGAAUUGGAACUCUAUGAUUGAGAUCUGCUUUAAUAGAUCUGUAAAGAUACAAGCCAACAGGGUUUACAGGAUAGGCAUGGUGCUUAAUAAGGUUGGUUGGUAUCCUAUGGGUGUUUGUACCCGACGCGUAAACUGUGAUGGUAGUUUCUUCACCUUCUGUGUCGGUCAACCCAAUGACACGCAACGGGAUGGCCUUAUUAGGUCGAUAAUAUUCUCAAGAUAGCAUAUAAGUGAAAUCUAUGGUCUGGAGCAGAGAUAGAGACUAUUCUGAAUUAUCUUCAGGAUUUUUAAAGAAUAAAUUUGCUUCUUUUUCCUAUAUUAUAAUUAUGUAGCCGGAGUAUGCCCCCCCCCCCCCCAUCCUCCGACCAUCCAAAUAAAAACAGAUUUUUGCUGAAAACUCAGGUUCUACUUUGAGGGACUGUCCUUGUAAUUUCAAGUCACAUUCUAUUUUUAAAAAUUCAAACUGUUUCUUUGUCCGACCAAAAAUGUUGUCUGGUUAUUUAUAAUUUACAAUUCUACUUAGUUGUCAGAAUUUAACACUUCAAGCUAGAAAACGAGAUUUCUUCCACAUCAUCGAACAGAUUAUGGUUUAAAAGGUUCCGCUGUGGAUCUGAAAUGCUUCUUAUGAAAUGAAGGGUAA